This is a messenger RNA of Miscanthus lutarioriparius, 249 nucleotides long. The record is from the annotation of a GenBank genome assembly. Lineage: Eukaryota; Viridiplantae; Streptophyta; Magnoliopsida; Poales; Poaceae.
AUGGGGGCCGAUUCCGAGGACGCUGUCAAGCAGCUCAGCCUCCUCAUGGAGCAAGGUGCGUGCUUUCUUGCUGGAGCAAAGCUUCGCGCCGUUUCUCGGGGCUUCUUUGCGGCUGUUGCGGUGUUCGGUCUUUCUGACUUCGCUAUUCUUGGUCCGGAUCUUUGCAGUGGAGGCCCCGCUGAAGAGAUCGUUUCAGCGAGAUUUGAGCUGAUUUGGAGUGGGAGAGUGAGCUACUCAGUGUAUCGUUAA